UAUGGAUUCGUGUUGUGUAAUCUGAGCAUGUGCCCACUUGUAUACAAUAAAUUCUAACCUAAAAUUUACUUAUGUCAAUAUUAAUCUUCGAUUAAGAAAUAUAUAAAUAAAUUCAUUAAAUACUAUGGCUAUGCAAGUUCCUGCUGAAGUUAAUGCAGAAGAAAUCAAGUCUUUUAAAGACUUCAUAAUGUCGUACAAUAAACUAUCAGAGAUUUGUUUUAUCGACUGCAUAACUGAUUUUACUACACGAGAUGUAAAAGCGAAGGAGGAAAAAUGUGCGCUUAAUUGUAUGGAAAAGUAUUUAAAAAUGAAUCAAAGAGUCUCGCAACGAUUCCAAGAGUUUCAAAUAAUUGCCAAUGAAAAUGUAUUAGCAGCUGAAAAGAAACUGGGACGAAAUUAAUGUUGGAGAAAAAUACACGCAUUCGUCCCGAUGUUAAAAAAAAAAUCUAUUGUGCUUGGACUAUUCAAAUAUGAUUUUUAAUGUAAGAUACAUUUUUUAAAUUAAGUUUUAAUAUGUCAUUGAUUGCGUAUAACACAUUAUAACAAAUGCUGUAAUAUUCAAAGAAAUCAUUCCAAUGAUCGUUUCCUUAA
This is a messenger RNA of Vespula pensylvanica (western yellowjacket), 591 nucleotides long. It is a transcript of the gene Tim9a, whose product is annotated as mitochondrial import inner membrane translocase subunit Tim9. The transcript has 3 exons. Bases 125 to 400 code for a protein of 91 amino acids. The record is from RefSeq and is a predicted model, not a curated record. Lineage: Eukaryota; Metazoa; Arthropoda; Insecta; Hymenoptera; Vespidae.